AAUAAAAUCUGUACACCACAUCCAUAACUUAUAUAUUUAUCUGUUUAUACUUCAUACAUACAAUUCCUACAAGUAGUCUCGGCUGUGUAAAUUAUGUACUUCUAUUAAUUAUUGUAUUUAUAAAUAAAGUAAUUUAAUAUUAAACCAAUUAAUUAUGGCGACAAACAAAAGCACUCGUCAGAUUUUGCUAUCGCUGAUUGAUGACAUGGAAUUAAUUGCAAAAGAAAUGAUUGAGAACACGAUAGCUCAGAAGCAUCUCAAGUUGUCAGCAACAGAAUACGGACAACUGGUGCAAUUGCUGGUUGUUAAAAACAAUGAGUUGAAAUCAAUGCUAAAGCAGGCCUCCGAACAAGAAAAAAUAAACAUAAAGAUGGAAGCGUUGAAGGCAGAGGUUGACAAACAGGACCAGGACAUUCAGCAGCUCCAGCGGCAACUGAAAGAAGCCGAGCAGAUUUUGGCGACUGCUAUUUAUCAAGCAAAGCAGAAACUCGAGUCAAUUGCGCAGGCCAAUAAGAAACCAGUGCCUUCGGAGGAGUUGAUCAAGUUUGCUCAUAGAAUCAGUGCCUCGAAUGCGAUUUGCGCUCCUUUGACUUGGCAGCAGGGGGAUCCUAGAAGACCAUAUCCAACUGACAUUGAAAUGAGACUAGGAUACUUGGGACGUUUAAGUGAUUUACCGCUUAAUGGUUCGAUACUUGGACCUCAUUCAGGAAUCCCGGCUGAUUUACACCGAGCUGGUGGUGGCAGCGGUACCGGAGGUCAUCCAGAACCACCAGCAUCCAUAGCAAACCAAUUUGCAUGGCACCCAUCUGGAGAAUUAGUGAACAUCAGCAUGGGUGGAGUCGGUGGACAAGGAAGUGUGGCCAUCAAUACUCACAAACAGGAGACUGAAGACGUCGAAGUGAUGUCAACUGAUUCAUCUAGCAGCUCUUCCAGCGAUUCACAAUAAAAUUUACGCAUCAGUAAUCCUCAUUAUCACCGUCGUCUCAUUACUCAAUUAUUUUUCUUAAACGCUAUUUUCUGUACAUAGCUUUUUUUUUCUUAAUAAUAAAAA
This is a messenger RNA of Microplitis mediator, 1051 nucleotides long. It is a transcript of the gene MED4, whose product is annotated as mediator of RNA polymerase II transcription subunit 4. The transcript has 4 exons. Bases 155 to 946 code for a protein of 263 amino acids. Gene Ontology annotation, biological process: regulation of transcription by RNA polymerase II. Gene Ontology annotation, cellular component: mediator complex; core mediator complex. Gene Ontology annotation, molecular function: transcription coregulator activity. Lineage: Eukaryota; Metazoa; Arthropoda; Insecta; Hymenoptera; Braconidae. The record is from RefSeq and is a predicted model, not a curated record.